Molecule: messenger RNA, 2055 nt
Organism: Ciona intestinalis (vase tunicate)
Lineage: Eukaryota; Metazoa; Chordata; Ascidiacea; Phlebobranchia; Cionidae
Source: RefSeq, a predicted model, not a curated record
CAGAACGAAGCGAAAUUUUGAUUUGAAUGUUGUAUUUUAAUCUACAAAGUGAAGAGUUUGUGUAUAAUAUCUGUGUUGCAUUUUACAGCCGUUUCUGACAUACAUCGUCGGAAUGUUUUCUUUUUAUUUAUUAAUUUCAUUGAACUUUAUAUGUUUAACCUUUGCGGCAAAAUCAGCUGAUUUGAUCACGAGUUUGCCUGGUCUUUCCAACUUCCCUUCUUUCAAGCAAUAUUCAGGUUACUUAGAUGCGACAUCAACUAAGCACCUACACUAUUGGUUUGUUGAAUCCCAAAACAACCCAGCAACUGACCCUGUAGUUUUGUGGUUGAAUGGAGGUCCUGGUUGUAGCUCACUUGAUGGAUUGCUAUCAGAGAAUGGGCCUUUGCAUGUAAACAACGAUGGUGAAACACUCUACGCUAACCCAUACAGCUGGAACAAGAUUGCAAACGUUCUUUACCUUGAAUCACCUGCAGGUGUUGGUUACUCGUAUGAUGACAAUAAUGACGUCAAAACAUCUGACGAUGAGGUGUCGCAACACAACUAUAACGCUCUGGUUGAUUUCUUCAAGAAAUUUCCGGAAUUUGUUAAAAAUCCUUUCUUUGUUUCUGGUGAGAGUUACGGGGGUAUUUACCUUCCAACAUUGAGUGUAAGGAUAAUGCAAGGGAGCUUUCAUAUUAACUUUAAGGGCAUGGCUGUUGGUAAUGGUAUGAGCAGUUUUUCUCUAAACGAUGAAUCGCUUGUUUUCUUUGCUUACUAUCAUGGUCUGUUUGGCAAAGUAUUGUGGGACAGAUUAGGUGUUGAUUGUUGUAAUGGGACAAUCACAAGGGAGAAUUGUAAGUUUGGGAAUCCUGUUGGAGAUUGUGCUGAUGAUGUUGCUGAAGUCUUUCAAUACGUUUACAAUUGUGGUCUGAAUGAAUAUGCAUUGUACCUGGAUUGCGCAAGUAACAUUGAUAUUGGGAACGGCAAGCGUUACAAGUUUGAUAUGAGCAACGUGUUCCGUUCACUCAAACCAAAGUUACGCGCAAACGUGCUGAGUCAGAAGAUCAUGACGAAGCCAACCUCACGAUUAGGUGUUGUUCCCCCAUGUAUUAACGCAACUGCACAAACCAAUUACUUGAACAAGGCGAGUGUAAGGCAAGCCUUGCAUAUAAAGGAGGGCCUGCCUACAUGGGCGGUAUGCAGCGACGCAGUUGGUGCAUCAUACCAGAGGUUAUACGAUGACAUGUACAGUCAAUACCACCAACUAUUAAAGCAUCCAAACUUCCGUAUACUCGUGUAUAACGGUGACACCGACAUGGCGUGUAACUUCUUAGGUGACCAGUGGUUCGUAGAUGGGCUUAAACUAACAAGCACCAUGUCCCAUCGGCCAUGGUAUGUAGAGGGACAAGUGGCAGGGUUUGCACAGCAAUUUGGAAACCUUACAUACACAACUAUCAGGGGUGCAGGACACAUGGUUCCGCAGUGGGCACCAAGCUAUGCUUACUCUAUGUUUGAGAAGUUUGUAUUAGACAAGCCCUUCACCAACUAAACAAGCCAUCGUGUGAAGCAUAUAUGUGAUCAUUGUAUUGUCAUUUUGUAUAGUGGGGUGGGGGAAGAUGGGACACCUUUUCAUUCUAUUAUAUUGUCCUGUUUAGUGGUAAACAAAGAACAAUCAAAAAAAUUAUAAAACUGUAUCCUUGUGACUCCCAUAGACCAUUGUUAAUUGUUUAAAAUAUGUUCACAUUGUUCAGUAUAUUUGAAUGUUAUGUGCUAAAGGUGUCCCAUGUUACCCCACCCUACUUUAUCAUUGUCAAAUAUCUGCUUAAUAUAAUUCAUUUGGGCUUUAUCAAUAUUUCAACAAGUUUUAACAAAUAUCAAAUAAUUUCUUUAUAUGAAGCAUUUUUUAAUUUGUUUUUUUCGAAAUAUCUCCCCAAAAAACUGAUUAAAUUUGUUUUUUUCCUUAAAAUACUUUUAAUUACUGUGACUUUAGUUCUGUGUUAAAUAUUUAGCAAUUCUUCUGUUCAAUGAUUUAUUACAUUUGAUUUUGUGAAUACAACAUCCAGCGUCGUAAAUACA